Messenger RNA from Zeugodacus cucurbitae (melon fly), 1561 nucleotides. RefSeq names its product serine protease easter. Gene Ontology annotation, molecular function: serine-type endopeptidase activity. The record is from RefSeq and is a predicted model, not a curated record. Gene Ontology annotation, biological process: proteolysis. NCBI's taxonomy places the organism in Eukaryota, Metazoa, Arthropoda, Insecta, Diptera, Tephritidae. The transcript has 6 exons. The coding region runs from base 151 to 1437 and encodes 428 amino acids.
UUUGUUUGAUUCAUUUAGUGUGGAUUUAAAGCCCGUUGAUAAUCGACGCUUGUGAAAUAAGUGCUCUCAAUAUCUAUAAUAUCUAUAUUUUUUAUUGAAAUUGAAGUUAUAUACAUAUAGAGAUAUACUAAAUAUUGGAUUCUAAAGAAAAUGAACUCCUUAGGUAAUACCGCUGUUCUACUUGCAAUAACUUGGAGUGUUUUUGGUGCAGUUUCUGCGGAAGAGAGUUAUGGAGCAUGCGAAACGCCAAACGGCGCUACCGGUGAAUGCAUGUUAAUACAGAAAUGCACUGAACUAUAUAACACGGCCAUUAAAUCCAAUUUAGAAGAAGCGGAAAUACUAUUUUUAAGGCGGAGUAGAUGUGGUGAACUUGGCAAAAGUAUUCUGGUUUGUUGCCCAAGGUCUCAACAAGUAAAACCAGAAACUGAUUGCGAAACUCCGAAUGGCAAAAAAGGUCGUUGCAUUUCUAUCCUUGAAUGUGGUUCCUUAUUACCGUUAGUCAAAGAAGAUGUAUCGGCAAAUGAAAGAGAUUACUUAAUCAAAAGCGUGUGUGGACAGGGUACACGACAGGUAUGCUGUCCUGAUCCACCGAAGAAUAAACGGGGAGAAUUGCCUUUGCCUCCCAAUUGUGGAAAAACUUCGUUAGCGGGACGAAUUUUUGGUGGAGUCGCGACUGAUAUUGAUGAAUUCCCGUGGACUUCUUUACUUAUAUACACUAAACCUAACGGCGAGAAAAGUUUUCAUUGCGGCGCUUCUCUCAUUAAUGAUCGCUAUGUUGUAACGGCGGCACAUUGUGUUAGCAAAGAAGCACUCCCUGCAAAUUGGCGUCUAAGUGGAGUCCGUUUGGGCGAAUGGGAUCUAGACACAUCACAAGAUUGUCAAUUUGAUAAAAAGGGCAAUAAACUUUGUUCGGGUUCACAUAUCGAUUUUAGUAUUGAGGAAGAAAUAUAUCAUCCACUAUACAAUGAUGCAGCCAAAAAAUAUGAUAUAGCCUUACUGCGUCUUCAAGAGAAAGUCAAUUACAAUGAUUUCACUAGUCCCAUUUGCUUGCCGGUCAGCACAAACUCUUCUGCAAAUAAUUACGAGGGCGUAACUAUGGGCAUUGCAGGUUGGGGAUCAACGGAAACAUCCAGAAAUAGUGUAAAGAAAUUAAAAGCAUUGCUACGAGGACGAAACCUUGAAAGAUGUAAAGCCAAAUACAAUAUCGACAUAGAUAACACUCAAAUAUGUGCGGGCGGUGAGAAAGGUGUCGACUCGUGCAAGGGUGACUCUGGUGGACCACUAAUGUUUCUUCAAUCAUAUAACGGAAUGGAAUCAUGCCUUCUGAUUGGUGUAACUUCAUUUGGUCCCAGAGUGUGUGGCCAGGAAGGAUUCCCCGGAAUUUACACUCGAGUAGAUACUUUUAUUAGUUGGAUACAAAGUACCAUUAGAAAAUAAAAUGGAUAAUUGUAAUAUGCACUUUAAUAUCUGACGUCAAUUCGUUAAACAAAGUUUUUUCCAAUUCUUAGAGAUAUUGUGUUUAGUUAACGAAAUAAAACUAAAAAUCAUUAGUUUAUUUAGA